AUGGACAAAGGCUCUGCAAGGGUGAAAAACGACUACUUCAGAUUAGUGAACGCUAUCGAAGCUGGCACCGUGAAAAAGAUCAUGAAGCCGAUAUCUAAUUUCAAUUGUCUGGAGAAUUUGAAUCAAUUCACAUCGGCCUGCAGAAAAUUUGGUGUGAAAGAUGAGGAGACAUUCCAAUCGGUGGACCUAUUCGAUGGCCGUGACCUCUUCUCUGUAUGCGUCACUCUGCAAAGUCUCGCUCGCAAGGUCGAAAAAUCGCACAACAUCACUCCACCGAAACAAGUCGCAAAGGACACCAUCAUGAACGCCUAA
Messenger RNA from Cooperia oncophora, 312 nucleotides. The record is from the annotation of a GenBank genome assembly. NCBI's taxonomy places the organism in Eukaryota, Metazoa, Nematoda, Chromadorea, Rhabditida, Trichostrongylidae.